CGUUAGCCUGGCGGGGGAGCGUUUAGCGCUCAACCCGCACACAGACAGACAGACAGGCGGGCACGCAGAGCUCCGGCGCGGGUUAGUGCCGCUAAUUUAAAACCCCGCUCCCCCUGGAGGCGUUUUAACCCGAUAUUAAAACACGCAACCAAGCGUUUAACUGUGCAGGGUUAGCAUUAGCUUAGCUUCCUUCGCCGCUGCCGUAUGUUUUAAUUGUUAGUCAACGCUGCAAACUUCUCGCUGCAAACUUUCUAAACUUCAACUCGACGAUAACGAAGUUUUGAACAAGCCACGUCCACGCUUGGUCGGUUCCCAGCUAACUUAUCUGCGGCGUUAGAGAGCGUUUUCCCCCCCGGUGGCUUAGCGGCGACGACGGGAGACAUUAGCCCGCUAGGUCUGGUCCCGACAUGAUGGUGGGAUGGGCGCUGGAGAGCUCAGCAACCGGGCGGGAGCUGGAGGGCGGCGCCUGCCUCAGCCCCGCAGAUCCUCCGUUAGCUGCCCGCAGAUUUUUUUUAACACGUUCCCCGGUGUCCUGCGCGUCCGCCCGCGGGUCCACAGUCCUCUGCACGGGGCGUGUUGUAGUUUUAUUCACGCGGAGGAAUUUAAACACGUCUCACUACAGGAGAAUCUCCCACAGGUUGUCACGGAUCGUCAACAACAACAACGAACGCACAGAUGAAGGAGGCCCUGUCGGAGAUAAUCCAGCUGGCCACGGUGGACUCGGAGCCCUGGGUUCUGAUGGUCGCAGACAUCCUCAAGUCCUUCCCAGAAACCGGCUCUCUCAACCUGGACCUGGAGGAGCAGAAUCCAAAUGUGCAGGAUAUUCUCGGCGAGCUCAGGGAGAAAGUGAGUGAGUGCGAGGCGUCCGCCAUGCUUCCUCUGGAGUGCCAGUACCUGAACAAGAGUGCGUUAACCACUCUGGUCGGACCCCUCACCCCCCCUGUCAAACAUUUCCAGCUGAAAAGGAAGCCGAAGAGUGCGACCCUCAGAGCAGAGCUGCUACAGAAAUCCACAGAGACAGCCCAACAGCUGAAGAAGACAGCCGGAGUGCCUUUUCACGCCAAAGGGAGAGGACUGGUCAAAAAGAUUGACACUACAACGCCUCUCAAGGGGAUCCCCAAGGCCCCGUUCCGCAGCCCCACUGCCCCCAGUAUGUUCAGCCCUCCCAGUAACCGCACACCCGUAGCCCCUGCACGGACACCCCUGCGUAAGGAGAGGGGGGUCAAGCUGUUAGAUAUUUCAGAGCUGGACGGGGUCGGAGCUGGAAGAGAAGCUAAGAGGAGAAGAAAGACUUUGGAAACGGAGGCCGGAGAGAAAGCAGCCAAAGAAGAAGCUGUGGUGGAGAACACCACACCAGACUAUGCUGCCGGCCUCGGCUCUGCACAGAAACUUGGGGCGCUGAACGAGAAUCCUCUGCCGUCAACCAGUUACCUACCAGCCACCCCCAGCAUGGUUCCCUCUUCCUCUUACAUUCCCAGCUCCGAGGCACAGCCAGCGAAUGCUGGCGGGUCGGGUCGAGACACGCUGCAGUCGGCUCGCCAACCAGAGGAGUCGGCAACAGCGGGCGCCGGCGCCACCCCCACCUUACCUGGCCAGUACAAACAGAGGACGCCGAUGUACAACGCCAGCACCACAGCUAAUCCCGCCACGCCCACAUCCCCCAGCACACCGGCGUCCACCCCCGCCAACAACGGACCCCCAGCUGCUGCCACAGCCAGCCAACCAGAGACCCCCACCCAGCCUCCCAGCACACCUCAGACGCCCACCCCAGCGCCAACCCCUACGCCACCGCAGCCCCAGCCCAAAAAGAAUCUCUCGCUCACGAGAGACCAGAUGUACGCGGCCCAGGAGAUGUUCAAGACGGCCAACAAGGUCACCAGACCCGAGAAGGCCCUCAUCCUGGGCUUCAUGGCUGGAUCCAGAGAGAACCCGUGCCCGGAGCAGGGGGACAUCAUCCAGAUCAAGCUGAGCGAACACACAGAGGUUCUGCCCAAAGCCGACGGCACCGGCAGCACCACCAUGCUGGUGGACACGGUCUUCGAAAUGAACUACUCCACAGGACAGUGGACCCGCCUCAAGAAAUACAAACCCAUCACCAAUACCUCCUGAGGCGCCUCGUUCACUCAAAAAAAUCACACACCCAAAAAUUCUUAUCCACUUCAAAAAGAAAAAAACAUGUUUACACAAGUAUUUGCAAACACGUCUGGGCCAAAUCGAGGACUGGGAGGGCGAGAGGUGGACAAGGAGAGAAAGGUCCUCCCUUUUCCUGCGCUGCCAAAAUGCAGGACUCCGAAGAAUAUUUCUGUACCUUUUUGUUUUGGUUGUUUCCCUUUUAUCGUUUCUGUUUUUUUAAGUGGCCUCUGAUUCCUGAGGGAUGCUGUGGUCAGGAGGGGUGAGAGUGUUCCACGAGUCUGAGCAGAGGAAUCCUUCUCACGGCAGGCACCUUUCAACAUUGUUGUACUCUGGAGUACAGGCAUGUCACGUGUUGAGAAAGACGAUGUGUAUUUUUUUUUUUGUAUGAAUGUCACAUUCAGCUCAUUCUACCUUGGGGUUUGUGACAGGAGACAAAAACACAGAACGAUAACGACCGUCACCCUAGAGGUGGCCAAAAAAAAAAAAAACAAGAUGAGAAGUAAAUAAUUCUCAGUGCUGUCAAGUUCUGUUUGCAGCCUUCUGGUAGAUGUUGAAUAAUUUUUCAUCCUUUUAUUAAAAGAAGGGAAGAAAAUAAAAAAAAAACAAGAGGACAUUUCUCAUCUUUCUUUCUCGAUUUGAGCUUUUUGUUUUUGAGCUGUCAACAAUUACCCAUGUUUGUGUUUUGUUUUUAAUCAUCUCCUGUUUUCCUCCCAACAACAUUUAACACGACCGCUCACUGAUUAUUGUGUCUUCUACAAGUCUGUCUUACUUGUGCGCGUUAACAGGAAGACAGUGCCACAGUUUUUUAGCAACAUUAAACCUACGUGGGAAGCGAAUAAGCGCUGAUCUACUGUACUAACUUAAAACUGGUUGAUACGAUAGACUGCGUACAAAGAUGGACGACCCGUCUUCUUGACCUCCUGUUGUGCAAAGGAGAAGCUGAAAUAUCCCUGAGACAAGUACUGGCCCCUCGUGCUUUGACGUAUUUUACUGCAUCAAAUAAGUGAGUGUGUGAUCUGAGCGAUGCUGCAUCCGGCCACCAGGGGACAGUCAAGAUGAUUUGGUCCAUCUUUUUAUACAGUUCAUGA
Messenger RNA from Paralichthys olivaceus (Japanese flounder), 3221 nucleotides. RefSeq names its product negative elongation factor complex member A (gene nelfa). Lineage: Eukaryota; Metazoa; Chordata; Actinopteri; Pleuronectiformes; Paralichthyidae. The record is from RefSeq and is a predicted model, not a curated record. Gene Ontology annotation, biological process: negative regulation of transcription elongation by RNA polymerase II. Gene Ontology annotation, cellular component: NELF complex.